AUGUCCGACAACGUCUUCCGCGAGUCUAACGCCCAGCCCACCAACGGCCCCGCCAACGGCGCCGCGCCGCCCAGCUUCCUCCAGAAGAAGGGUCUUCUUGGCAAGAGCAGCGUUGGCACCAUGUCGCCCACGGACAACGUCAUGUCCCCCAUCUCGGCCAAGCUCAACGGCGCCAAGCAGCGUCAUUUCCAGAAGGGCCCUGGCUCCAAGCCCAUGCCGUUCGCCUCCAAGCUCUCGCAGCUCGCUACGCCGGGCAGCGCCCCCGCGUCGCCGGCACCCAGCGAGAAGAAGUUCUAA
Molecule: messenger RNA, 297 nt
Organism: Apiotrichum porosum
Lineage: Eukaryota; Fungi; Basidiomycota; Tremellomycetes; Trichosporonales; Trichosporonaceae
Exons: 4
Coding region: 1-297 (98 amino acids)
Source: RefSeq, a predicted model, not a curated record